Molecule: messenger RNA, 3223 nt
Organism: Jaculus jaculus (lesser Egyptian jerboa)
Lineage: Eukaryota; Metazoa; Chordata; Mammalia; Rodentia; Dipodidae
Product: ubiquitin-protein ligase E3C-like
Biological process (GO): ubiquitin-dependent protein catabolic process; protein polyubiquitination
Molecular function (GO): ubiquitin protein ligase activity; protein binding
Source: RefSeq, a predicted model, not a curated record
CGAGGGGCGGCGCGGGAGACCUGGGCGGCGACCCUGGCGGGCCGCACAGAUGGGAUAGGCGGCAAAGAUGUUCAGCUUCGAAGGGGAUUUCAAGACGCGGCCCAAGGUGUCCCUCGGCAGCGCGAGCCGGAAGGAAGAAAAGGCUUCUCUUUUACAUCGUACUCAGGAAGAAAGAAGGAAAAGAGAGGAAGAAAGACGAAGAUUGAAAAAUGCAAUAAUUAUCCAGUCAUUUAUUCGAGGCUACAGGGACAGAAAACAGCAAUACUCCAUCCAAAGAAGCGCGUUUGACCACUGUGCUGACUCGGCACAGCACGGCGGUACCUUCUCCCUUGACUACGGCCAGAACCUUACCCUCCUGGUAAGGCAGCUUCUGUUUUUUUACAAACAAAGUGAAGACUCUAAACGUUUGAUAUGGCUAUAUCAGAACUUAAUUAAGCACAGCUCUCUCUUUGUUAAGCAGUUGGAUGGAUCAGAGCGACUGACAUGCUUAUUUCAAAUAAAGAGGCUGAUGGGCCUCUGUUGCAGGUUGCUGCAAAGCUGUAAUGAUGACAGUUUGAAUGUUGCACUUCCCAUGCGGAUACUGGAGGUGUUUUCAUCUGAGAAUACCUACUUGCCUGUUUUACAAGAUGCUAGCUAUGUGGUGUCAGUGAUUGAACAGGUUUUGCACUACAUGAUUCACAAUGGCUAUUAUAGGUCUCUCUACUUGUUGAUUAACAGCAAGCUUCCAUCAAGUGUUGAGUAUUCUGAUGUUUCUCGAGUUCCUAUAGCAAAAAUUUUGCUGGAGAAUGUCCUCAAACCAUUGCACUUUACAUACAGCUCCUGUCCAGAAGGUUCCAGGCAGCAAGUUUUUUUAGCCUUCACAGAGGAAUUUCUGGCAGUACCUUUCACCGAUCAGAUUUUUCAUUUUGUCAUUCCGGCAUUGGCUGAUGCCCACGCUGUGUUCCCUUAUGAGCCCUUUCUGAAUGCACUAUUGUUACCGGAGAGUCGAGGUUCAAAGCAGAAUGCACCAUGGCUCUUCUAUUUUGUUCUAACUGUUGGCGAGAACUAUUUGGGUGCCCUCUCCGAGGAUAGCCUACUGCUGUAUCUGCGAGUGCUCCAGACCUUCCUCUCUCAGCUUCCUGCCUCGCCCGCCGGGGCUGGCCGCCCUGAUUCCUCCAGUGACUAGGAGGAGGAGAGUGAGGAGGCUGACCAGCCCACGGGCCCUGAAGAUGGCAGGUUCUCAACCCCGUACAUAACCGAGGAGUGUCUGAGGAAGCUGGACACAAAGCAGCAGACCAAUACCCUGUUGAACCUGGUGUGGAGAGACUCAGCCAGUGAGGAGGUCUUCACCAGGAUGGCGUCCAUCUGCCAAACGCUGAUGGUGCAGCACCGCAUGAUGGUGCCCAGAGUCAGGUCUAUGGUGCCGUUGCUUCAGGUGAUAUCGAGGGGCUCACCCAUGUCUUUUGAAGAUUCUAGCUGGAUCAUCCCGCUCUUUUACCUUUUCAGCUCCUUGUUCAGUCAUUCGCUGAUUUCCACACAUGACAAUGAAUUUUUUGGUGACCCCAUAGAAGUUGUAGGUCAGAGACAAUCAUCCAUGAUGCCUUUCACCCUGGAGGAGCUGGUUGUGCUGUCCCGCUGCCUGCGUGACGCCUGCUUGGGGAUCAUCAAGCUGGCGUAUCCAGAAACAGAGCCAGAAGUGCGAGAGGAGUACGUGACCGCCUUCCAGAGCAUUGGGGUUACUACAAGCUCCGAGAUGCAGCAGUGCAUACAGAUGGAGCAGAAGCGGUGGAUUCAACUUUUCAAGGUUAUCACCAACCUAGUGAAGAUGCUGAAGUCCAGAGACACAAGGAGAAACUUCUGUCCUCCUAACCACUGGCUGUCUGAACAAGAGGAUAUUAAAGCAGACAAGGUCACCCAGCUGUAUGUGCCUGCGUCCAGACACAUGUGGAGGUUCUGGAGAAUGGGGAGGAUCGGCCCACUGCAAUCCACUCUGGAGGUGGGUCUGGAGUCCCCACCACUGUCUGUGUCUGAGGAGCGGCAGCUGGCCAUCCUGACAGAACUGCCCUUCGUAGUUCCAUUUGAAGAGUGAGUGAAGAUCUUUCAGUUGAUUUAUGCAGAUAAGCAAGAGGUUCAAGGAGAUGGUCCAUUUAUGGAUGGAAUUAAUGUCACAAUAAGAAGAAAUUAUAUUUAUGAAGAUGCUUAUGACAAACUUUCUCCAGAAAAUGAACCUGACUUGAAAAAGCGGAUCCGUGUGCACUUGCUCAAUGCCCAUGGCCUGGAUGAAGCUGGCAUCGAUGGCGGCGGCAUUUUCAGAGAGUUUUUAAACGAACUACUGAAGUCGGGAUUUAAUCCCAACCAGGGGUUCUUUAAGACUACUAAUGAAGGGCUUCUGUACCCCAACCCAGCUGCUCAGAUGCUUGUGGGAGAUUCUUUUGCUAGACAUUACUACUUCCUGGGCCGAAUGCUUGGAAAGGCCCUGUAUGAAAACAUGUUGGUGGAGCUGCCCUUCGCAGGCUUUUUCCUGUCCAAGUUGCUGGGAACUAGCGCAGAUGUGGACAUCCACCACCUGGCCUCCCUGGACCCUGAGGUCUACAGGAAUCUGUUGUUCCUCAAGAGCUAUGAGGAGGACGUGGAGGAGCUGGGGCUGAACUUCACCGUGGUGAACAAUGACCUGGGUGAGGCCCAGGUAGUUGAACUGAAGUUUGGAGGGAAAGACAUCCCUGUCACCGGGGCCAACCGCAUCGCCUACAUCCACUUGGUAGCUGACUACCGGCUGAACAAGCAGAUCCGCCCUCACUGUCUGGCUUUUCGACAGGGCCUUGCCAACGUCGUCAGCCUGGAGUGGCUCCGAAUGUUUGACCAGCAAGAGAUUCAGGUACUAAUUUCUGGUGAACAAGUUCCCAUAAGUCUGGAGGACCUAAAGUCCUUUACAAACUACUCAGGGGGCUAUUCUGCAGAUCAUCCUGUCAUUAAAAUCUUCUGUAGAGUUGUAGAAGGGUUCACAGAUGAAGAAAAGCGCAAGUUGCUCAAGUUUGUUACAAGCUGCUCUCGACCCCCUCUCCUGGGGUUCAAGGAGCUGUACCCUGCGUUCUGCAUCCACAAUGGGGGCUCUGACCUCGAGCGGCUCCCCACAGCCAGCACCUGCAUGAACCUGCUGAAGCUCCCUGAGUUUUAUGAUGAGGCCCUGCUGCGAAGCAAGCUGCUCUAUGCCAUCGAGUGUGCUGCUGGCUUUUAAGUGAGCUGA